AGCACACCCGAAGCGUGCAAGUGCAUGCAGGUGCAGUUCCAGUGACACGCGCGAGAGGCGCACGGCGCACCAGUGCAUGCAACGUCGGCUAUACCUGACAGCGUUAGAGCGGAGCUGGCGCCGUCGUCCAUCGUGAUGCUCUCCCGUCGACGUGACCCGUGACACGAGGGCGACCGUCUGACGUCACUAGAGCCGGAGCCUGGAAUUCACAUGUGGCCUGUCUAGCUGUACAUAAGGAUUCUAGAGACAGACUGCCCGCAUUGGCACUUGCAGUUCCCGACUCAAAUCCUGCUUCCAACCACAUCCAGCUUCAUCUGCUCUAUACCACCGCCAUCAACAUGUCGAACAACGAAGAAACACAGCACGUCCCCACGACGAACAAGGACGAGGAAGAGGAAGGGAGCAAAGGCUCAGGAGGCCUUCUCGCGCCCAUCGGCGACCCUAUUGGCAAGGCCCUCGAAACCGGCCUCCGCCCCAUCGGCGCGCCUCUCGAAAAAGGCAUCACCGGUCCCCUCGGCAAAGCCCUCGGCGGCAGCACACGCGGCGUCCUGGGCCCGCUUCUGGGCGAGAAGGAAGAGCGGUCUGAGGUACUCGGCGGCAACAACGUGGACAGCUACAGCAAGAAGGAGAGUCUGGGCGGCAAGGAGCAGAAUGGCCAGAAUCCGCUGGGCCUGGAUCAGACAGGGCGGUGGGGGUUCCAGGAUGAUGAGAAAAAAUAG
Paraphaeosphaeria sporulosa is the source of this 719-nucleotide messenger RNA. RefSeq lists its product as uncharacterized. The transcript is spliced from 2 exons. The record is from RefSeq and is a predicted model, not a curated record. The coding region runs from base 339 to 719 and encodes 126 amino acids. Lineage: Eukaryota; Fungi; Ascomycota; Dothideomycetes; Pleosporales; Didymosphaeriaceae.